Cygnus olor (mute swan) is the source of this 6830-nucleotide messenger RNA. Its product is annotated as inhibitor of apoptosis protein. The record is from RefSeq and is a predicted model, not a curated record. Gene Ontology annotation, biological process: negative regulation of apoptotic process; positive regulation of protein ubiquitination; regulation of cell cycle. Lineage: Eukaryota; Metazoa; Chordata; Aves; Anseriformes; Anatidae. Gene Ontology annotation, molecular function: ubiquitin protein ligase activity; cysteine-type endopeptidase inhibitor activity involved in apoptotic process. The coding region runs from base 2311 to 4146 and encodes 611 amino acids. The transcript is spliced from 9 exons. Gene Ontology annotation, cellular component: cytoplasm; nucleus.
CGAGCGUUCCCGCUCACCCCGGCGGGGACCGAGCCCCGCUCCGGGGGGCUGAGAGGGGGCUAAGGGGCGCUGAUGACCCGCAGCACCGCGCCUUCCCCCAGACACCACCACACAGCGGGAGGCGCAGGGAGCCCCCCGCCGCCAUCUCAGGCGGGCGGGACGAAGGAGGAGGAGGCGGUGGCCGCCCUCUCCCUUCGGGCAACGCAUGCGCUCCGCUGAUCCCGGGGCUUUACCAGCGUCGCCACCGCCGUGGCCGGAGUUCCCCGGGCCGGGGCGGUGCCCGAGGGGGCUCCGCUCCCCCUGAGCCCCGUGGCCGGGCGCCCCAUAUAGGCUGGGGCGCGCAGCCCGGCCGCCUGCUGCGAGGGGCCCGAGCGGAGGCUGUGAGUGAGGGGCUGCGGGCUCGGGGGUGCGGGACGCGGCCUGCUGCGGGGCUGGUGGGGAGCUGGGGAGCCGCCUCGUGGAGCGGGGAGGAUGGGGACAGGGACGGGGAUAGGGACGGGGGGAAAGGAGAGGUCCUGAGGGGGCUCAGGGGCUGUGUGGCAGCUCCCCCCUGCUGCGUGUCCCCGCUCGGCGCCGGCAGCGCCUGAGCCAGCUCGCUUUCCCCUUGUGUGGUGUUGGGCUCGUUAAAUAUUGCUUAUUUGGGCUUAAUUAACUUAUCGGUGUCGCUGCGGGGUAACCGGGGGGAUACAUGAGGUUUGGUGGGCGGGAGGUUGUGGGCAUCGAGGCUAUGUAGGGAUAUAACGCACGGUAAUACUAGAGGAGUGUUAUCAGGUAACAGCCCAAGCAGUCAGUGAUUCCUAGGGAUACAUCAUCGUGCUGUGAUAUAACUCGCUUAUUUUGGCUUUUCCCAGUCGGGAGACUUUUUGGACUAGUGUUGUGCACAGACCUUGAUGUCCCAGUCCCAGCUGCACGUGGCCUUUGUGCCAUUGUUAAUCACUUCCUCGGGAUUAGGAAAUUAGUGGGGGCACUAAUAGGGUGGAUGACCAUGGUAAGAGCUAGAAAAUGCAGUUUUCCUGUAGGGGACUUUUCUAAGGCUGUGUCAUUGUGACAAAUACAUCCAUUUUGAGUCUUUCUGGAAGAACUUGCAACAAAUUGAUACUGCAGAACAGGUUUUGUUCCACCCAAAGGAGUUCAUUGAGGCUAUAGACAUCUACAGUUUCUUCUUGUGAACAGUCAUUAUCAAAUAUGGAGACGUAGGCACCUUAGAAGGGACUUCAGUCUGAACUCUGGGAGGUAGUUCUGUGCACAGUAAAGAAACUAAAGCUUUAUUUUUUUCCUUUGUUUGAGGUUUGUUUGUUUUAUAAAUAUGGCAUACAGCAAAAACUUAAUUUAUUGGUAUAAAGCAUUAGAAUGUCCUGACACAAAGCAAUUUAUUUAUGUUAAAUGCGAUAAGUGCAUACUUGUAACUAAGGCACCAGGUUAAAACUGAAAUGCUCUGUUCAGCCUGUGCUGACAGUGUUACAGACAGAAAAGCCUGGGGCUCAUUAAGGCAGUAUGUUCUUGUCAGAGGCAAUGCAUAGGAUUUAUGCAUCUCAUAGCUGAAUAUUUGAUACACUUGAAGUUGAGUAGAAACUGACUUCUUAAGUCUUAACAAUCGCUACAACAAUAUGCAGAUGUUGAGGGUGUUUUUGUCAGUUCAGUAGUAGCAGAUACACCAGAUCAAUCGAGUAAUGUCAGUUCAGGGGCUCUUUUGAGCUUAAGAAGCUGUUACUUUCAGUUUCAUAAUGAGAGUUAAAAACUAAAAGUUUGCAUGUGUAUAGUUGUCUAGGGUGCAGUAGAUCCUAAACCACUUGACAUCAUUUUGAACUGUAACAUACUAUUUCAUUUUAUUUGAAGCUUCUCCCUCCCCCCCCCCCCCCCCCCCCCCCCCCCCCGCUCAGUUUUAGUUUCUUUAUUGACAAAGGAUUUUGAUAAACCCAUCUGAGGUUUUGCCCUCUGGACCCAGCCUCUACUAGCCUGACUAAUUGGCGCUGCUCUCCCAGAUACAAAGCACAAGGAAAGCAUGUGAUGCAUGUGUAGUUCAAGGGACAGUCCUUGUCCUUUUAAACAUGCUUUCUUUAAUUGUUGAUGGGAUAGAUCAGCUUUUGUGCAAAAGCAGUUGUGUAGACACAAGUACAAGAACUCAGCAAAUGUUUGAAGUCUGUUAAUCAUGUGGCUAAUUCUAUUCGUACCUGUAUUGAAAGUUGCACAUAAAUAUUUCAUUUUCAGGUUCUUACUUUUGCACAGGCAGGGGUUAUUCAGAAUUGCCUUUAAUGCACACAACUACCUCCCAGAGGAAGACUUGUCCCAUUUUUCCAACAAUACUCCAUUAUGAACAUAAUGGAAAAUAGCCCUCUCUUGGCUAGCAUGAUGAAGCAGAGCGCUCUGUGUGGUGAACUGAAAUACGAUGUAUCCUGUGAACUCUACAGAAUGUCAACGUUUUCUACUUUCCCUGUCAAUGUGCCAGUGUCAGAACGGAGUCUUGCCCGGGCUGGGUUUUAUUACACUGGUGUGCAAGAUAAAGUUAAAUGCUUCAGUUGUGGCUUGGUGUUGGACAACUGGCAACCAGGAGAUAAUGCUAUGGAAAAGCACAAACAGCUAUAUCCUAGCUGCAGUUUUGUUCAGGACAUGAUUUCAGUGAACAACCUCGGGCUGUCCUCUCAUUCCGCCUUUUCACCUCUGGUCACAAGCGGUCUCUCAUCAUCUCUACAUUCCAUGACGCUUUCUCCAAGCUUUGAACAAGUUGGCUAUUUCAGUGGCUCUUUUUCCAGUUUUCCUCAAGACCCAGUAACUACUAGGGCUGUUGAAGACCUCUCACACUUAAGACAUAAGCCUCACAAUCCUUCAAUGAGUACUGAAGAGGCUAGACUACGCACUUUUCAUGCAUGGCCCCUGAUGUUUCUCUCGCCCGCUGAUCUGGCAAAGGCUGGACUUUACUACCUGGGGACAGGAGACAAAGUUGCUUGUUUCUCCUGUGGUGGUCAGUUGAGUAACUGGGAACCAAAAGAUAAUGCCUUGUCAGAGCAUCGGAGACACUUUCCUAACUGUCCUUUUGUGGAAAAUCUCACCCCAGACCAAACAAGUUUCAAUGUUUCAAAUGUGAGCAUGCAGACUCAUGAAGCACGUGUUAAAACAUUCAUAAAUUGGCCAACUAGGAUUACAGUUCAACCUGAACAGCUUGCAGAUGCUGGCUUUUACUAUGUAGGCCGCAACGAUGAUGUGAAGUGUUUCUGCUGUGAUGGUGGGUUAAGGUGCUGGGAAUCUGGAGAUGAUCCAUGGAUUGAGCAUGCAAAAUGGUUUCCAAGGUGUGAGUAUCUGCUUCGUGUAAAAGGAGGAGAGUUUGUAAGUCAGAUUCAGGCCAGGUUUCCCCAUCUGCUUGAACAGCUCUUGUCAACUUCUGAUACACCUGUAGAUGAAAACAUGGAUCCUCCAAUCAUUCGUUUUGAACCUGGAGAGAAUCAUUCAGAAGAUGCAAUCAUGAUGAACACACCUGUAGUUAAAGCUGCCUUGGAGAUGGGAUUCAGCAGACGGCUAAUAAAGCAAACAGUGCAAAGUAAAAUCUUGGCCACUGAAGAAAACUACAAGACUGUUAAUGAUCUUGUGUCCGAUUUGCUCACUGCUGAAGAUGAGAAGAGGGAAGAAGAGAAAGAGAGACAGUUUGAAGAAGUGGCGUCAGAUGAUUUGACCUUAAUCCGGAAGAACCGAAUGGCUUUAUUCCAGCGUUUAACAUGUGUACUUCCAAUCCUUGGGAGUUUAUUGUCAGCUAAAGUGAUAACGGAACUUGAGCAUGACGUUAUUAAACAAAAGACUCAGACAGCAUUGCAAGCAAGGGAACUGAUAGACACAGUCCUAGUGAAAGGAAACGCAGCAGCCAGCAUAUUCAGAAACUGUCUACGAGAUUGUGACCCUGUACUCUACAAAGAUUUAUUUGUGGAGAAGAGCAUGAAGUAUGUUCCCACGGAAGACGUGUCAGGUUUACCUAUGGAAGAACAACUGAGGAGACUGCAAGAAGAAAGAACGUGUAAAGUUUGCAUGGACAAAGAAGUUUCCAUUGUUUUUAUUCCAUGUGGUCACCUAGUAGUAUGCAAAGAAUGUGCACCAUCCCUCAGAAAAUGCCCUAUUUGCAGGGGAACGAUAAAGGGCACAGUUCGUACAUUUCUUUCAUAAGGAAGGAAACUUGCAAAAAGUCAUCUGCCAGGCACUGAAGCUUAAGCCAGCAAAGUCUUGAGAAUGGAAAAUUGUGUUAAAGAAGAUGAUUAAUCAGCUACCUAACACUGUUGUGUAAUGAAGUAUAUCAACAUUAUGAAUAUACUGAGUCUUCCUUGCCAAAGACAAUUUCUAUUUAUAAAACUAACUCACUACUAAGGUGAUGUUCCUGUAGCUUUCCUUUCUAAGGAAAGCAACUUGAUUAGUAUGCCCUUAUCUGUUUGAAUAAAAAAAAAAAAGACCUUUCUUGUCAAGUUCCUAAAAUGGAGCUUGGCAUAGCUCUUGUCGUGGGUUUCUUUCAUCUGGAUGUGGGGUGAGCUAACCUUGGCUGCUUGCCAGGUGCCCAACAGGCUGCACUUUCACUUACCCUCAGCAACAUGAGGCAAGAAAAUACGGAAAAGCCUGUUGAAUCAAGAUAAAGUCAGGGACAUUGCUCAAAAAUCACUGUCAUGGGUGAAACAGACUUGACAGGGAGCAAGACUAAAUUAAUUUAUUGCCUAUUAAUAAGAGUAGGACAGUGAGAACUCAAAAAAAAAAAAAAAUACCUGCCUCGUCUUCCCAGGUCCAGCUUUACUUCUAACUCUUCUACCUCUUUCCUGCCCUUAGUGGGAGUGGGGGUUGCAGUCAGUUUGUACCGCUUGUCUCUGCUGCUCCUGCCUACUUAUGCUUCUCACCUGCUCCAGCAUGGGUCGUUCCCGUGGCCUCCAGUUCUUCAAGAACUGUUCCAGCACAGGUCUGUACUGCAUUUCCUGGCAGAAGACUCGCUCCAGUGCGUGUUCCUUUCUAGGGUGACAGCUCCUGGUGGGAGCCUUCCUCAGUGGGUGUUCCAUGGGCUGCAGCCUCCUUCAGGGUGCAUUCACCUGCUGUGGCGUGGUGUCUGCCACAAGCUGUAGGAAGGAUGGCUGCUCUGAUGUGGUCUUCCACGGGCUGCAGGAGGACAGCCUGCUCCACCAUGGUCGAUUCAACAUGCUGCAGGGCAACCUCUGCUCUGGUACCUGGAGCUCCUCCUCCCUUUCACUCCCUGACCUUGGUGGGCUGUUUAGUUCAUUUUCUCGCUUGUCUCUCACUUAGGUGCUGUUGUGCAGUUUUUUCCCUUUAAUAUGCCAUCAGAGGUGCAACCAGGGUUGCUCACUGGCUCAGUUUUGGCCAGCAGUGAGUCCAUUCUGGAACUGGCUAGAACUGUCCCUGAUCUCACAGAGGCCACCCCUGCAAGCCACCAAGAUCCUUGCCUUGUAAGCUGAGUACAGGAUGUGAGGAAAUAGUUAAGAUGGCUUCAGCUACUGUUACAGUUCUGUUUUGGCUUUCUUGUGGACAGGGUGGAGAAAAGAGGCUAACUGUUGCAGGAACAGUGAGACUUUUAAAUGUUGUGUUGAGAUAUUUGUGUAAUGUGUAUUGAUAAUAGUUUAUAUGAAGGCUGAAUUAAAAUAUUUCUACUUAGCAAAUGAGUGCUUGUUCAUUCUAUUCUGAUUGUUGGUUAUUCUCUGCAGGCUGCAGUGACUAAACUCUUCCUGUUAGAAGUGGUGGUAUUUUUUUUUCCUGUGCUCUUUGGAAACAGAAACAGCAUCUGGUACUUCCUUCUGUCUUGAUUUUUUCAAAUAGAAAUCCUGACCAGAUCUCAGGAUCUUAGAGAUGAAAUGAUGAAAUGGAGGGUAGCUAUGCAGCCAUGUAACCUUUACGCUGAGGAUUAAAAUGUAAAAGCUGCUUUUCUGUAUUUGGAAGUUUACAUUGAUUGUGCAAUUAAAUAGUAGGAUCUUCCAACCUCCUAUGAAGUCUUGGGGCUUGUGUUAUAAACUGGUAAUCCAAUGACUCCGGUUUCCUUAAUGAUUGGUUCUUCACCCUUUUCUGCUCUGGAUACAUGGACUUGCAUAUUAGAUACCUAUAGGGGGAAAUGUUCAUCGGUAUUUUUCAAGGACGUAGCACCAAACAGUGGGAGAAGAAUACUGCCGGGAUAACUCCCAACAAGUCAUGCAGCAUUGUCAAUUUGUCGGACUUUGUGAAACCAGUCUUUCCAAGUCAUGACUUUCCAAGUCAUGUUAAUGCCCAAGUACAGGCUUCUCAAUCUUCAGACCUUCCAGCAAUAAGAUGUGCUUAUCGGUACUUCAGUGUCUUAUACUCUAGUGUGAUGUGAAAAUGCUGAACCUCAGGUUCCAGGAUGAGUGUGCACAUGUAAGUGGUUCUCAUCACUUCAUGUGUGGCUCUUAUCUGUACCCGUUAUCUUUUGUAAAAGGAGCACCUCGUGUAUGAAGGUAGUGAAGUCUAUACCUACUGUGCAGGCGAUGCACGUUGUGCUGGUUGUAGUGCCUUACCCUGCGAAACGGUUGCUUGGUGUUUAGAGCAAGACCUGCAUUAAACAGGGAGGUGCUUGUCACUAGCAAAUAAAUUUCCAUUCAUAGUUAGAGAUGUCACAUGGUUGGCAUCUGUACACAUCUUUCCUAUUGUACAUCUGCACUGUAAUUUAAUGACAGCGUCCCAUCUAAGUCUCGAAAAGAAACCUCCGGGUCUCCUGGCUUAACCAGCUGCCGUCUUGGGAAAGCUUCCUGUUGAGUUUGGAAUUUAGGCUGCGUGGGGCUACCAGUAUGGUAACAAUCGCAGCCACAGCAUUGAAUCGAAGUUCUGGCUAGCUAAAAAGGGAAACAAAAAACAAA